AUGCCAUGGCCCAUUAUUGUAGCUGCAGUUGGUGGAGGCGUGUUGGCUGCUCGAUUUUUGUAUAGAAAGUAUCCAAACCUGCUCAAGUUCAGUUCAUCCAGUUUAAAGGGCAAACUAUCCAAGGAUGACAUUGCCAAUAACAUGGGAUCUAAGCUUUCUAGGUCAAGUUUAAGUGGUUUUGGACACCAAAUGUCAUUUUCUGAAGCUUGUAACAUUCUUAACGUAUCUUCUACAUCAACAAAGGAGCGUAUUCGCGAAUCUCACAAACAGCUCAUGAUGCGUAAUCAUCCGGAUAAUGGAGGAUCUACCUACUUAGCUUCCAAGGUAAACGAAGCAAAGGACUUUUUACUGAAGUAA
This is a messenger RNA of Theileria orientalis strain Shintoku, 357 nucleotides long. Its product is annotated as molecular chaperone protein. Bases 1 to 357 code for a protein of 118 amino acids. Gene Ontology annotation, molecular function: ATPase activator activity. The record is from RefSeq and is a predicted model, not a curated record. The transcript has 3 exons. Gene Ontology annotation, biological process: protein import into mitochondrial matrix. Lineage: Eukaryota; Apicomplexa; Aconoidasida; Piroplasmida; Theileriidae. Gene Ontology annotation, cellular component: PAM complex, Tim23 associated import motor.